Messenger RNA from Punctularia strigosozonata HHB-11173 SS5, 699 nucleotides. RefSeq lists its product as uncharacterized. Lineage: Eukaryota; Fungi; Basidiomycota; Agaricomycetes; Corticiales; Punctulariaceae. The transcript is spliced from 3 exons. Bases 52 to 699 code for a protein of 215 amino acids. The record is from RefSeq and is a predicted model, not a curated record.
GUAACCGCCGUCGCAAUAGCUCGCCUACCCCAGCCCCAGCAGUUCGUUCGAAUGAUGUCCUCGGCAACGUCUCUAUCUUCGGAUACUAAAUUUUAUCUCAAGUUCUCCGUACGACACCGCAAGGCAAUCAAGCGACUUCCAAUGUGGAUGACCGACAAGUAUUUGCACAAAGAUGACUGCCCUCUAUUCCAUUAUGGUAUCCCCGUUUCCGUCCGACAGCUCGGCGCCUAUGGCAUCAAACAAGGGAUAUACAAUACCAACGAAGAUGCCAUAAUGCAUAGGGUGGUAAUGCAUCCUCGUCACUUCGGUGUGAUUGCCCUCUACAACAACUUUGACAAACACCGGCUGCAGCCCUCUCCAGACAAGGAAGCGGCGAUUAUCCAAACCAUCAUAGCAGAGCUCGGACUGUCACCGAACUUGCAGCCCCGCUGGUAUUGGGAUCUCGAAGUUCCAAUGACAGAGAAACUGGGGACGAAACGUCGAAUUCCCUGCGCUGUCGCUAAGCACGUGGAGCAGACGUUGGGUCCCGAAUACGUGGACGAGGAAGCCGAAUGCGAGUCUUCGGACGAAGAACUGAAGACAAAGCUGUCGUCAGUUGAAAGCGAAAGCGAUAUGGAAGAUUAUAGCGAAAGCGAUACGGAAGAUUAUAGCGAUGAAGAGAGCGGAGUAGAGGAUGACGAUGCAGGCAGUCAGACAUGA